Molecule: messenger RNA, 531 nt
Organism: Fraxinus pennsylvanica
Lineage: Eukaryota; Viridiplantae; Streptophyta; Magnoliopsida; Lamiales; Oleaceae
Source: the annotation of a GenBank genome assembly
AUGGGUGCUUUGACAGCAAUUCUAGUGCAGCACCCAUCAGAGUUGAAGCCACUAGCAGAAGAAAAAACCUCUAUAUUUCUGCACAACACACGGAGGAGGAUUCCGACCAUCAAGACUCAAUCCAUUGUCCCUCUCACUCUUGCCAUCUCCCAUACCAAAAAUAAUUCUCAGUUACAAGGGUGGUACAACAAAUUACAAAGAGAUGAAGUGGUGGCAGAGUGGAAGAAUAUCAAUGGGACGAUGUCUUUACAUGUUCAUUGUCACAUAAGUGGCGGCCAUUUCCUGCUAGAUCUAUUUGCUAGCCUCAGAUACUACAUUUUCUGCAAGGAACUACCUGUGGUGUUGAAGGCUUUUAUUCAUGGAGACAAAAACUUGUUCAGAAAUUAUCCAGAAUUGGAACAAGCUUUUGCUUGGGUAUACUUCCACUCCAACACCCCAGAAUUCAACAAGGUGGAGUGCUGGGGCCCUCUCAUUGAGGCAGCCUCUCCUUCUAGUGGGGCCAGUGCUAUCCAAUCAGAGGCAGGAAAAUGA